CCAUUCCGCGUAGCCUGGCAGCACUGCGCUCGCAGCUGUUUAGUAUUGUUUAUCUCUAUAACUUAACUUUACUUUAUUUGAAGUUUGAACGCAAUUGUGUUCAAACUGUGUCUAGCUGUUCAGUAUAAAUAUAGUUGACGUCAGUCAUUGUGACUGCAUUGCUGAUAAGCAAAAAAAAAAGCUCACGGAAAUAAUUUAAUAAAUGCAAUGUCGGCACAUUUCCAGUGCGUUCUUCGGCAAGCCUUCAAGACCUUCCAAAGAGACAAUCUUGCCAGCUUUAAUGCCAACUUGCAACAACUUAAGCAGUUAACAGAUCAGCUUACCUACCGUGAUCUCCAUAUUAACGAGGGACUCUUUCGCGAUGAUGUGCCUAGUAUAGAGCGAGCUCCCUGCAUUUAUAUGCCCAUCUUUGAGGAUGAGAACUUCAGUAUGAGCUUGUUUAUAUUGCGCGCCAAUAGUUGCAUACCCCUGCAUGAUCAUCCCGUUAUGUAUGGCCUGCUGCGUGGCCUUUGGGGUCAGCUAAAAGUGCAGAGCUAUACACAGCAACUAGGCUCGCAGGAGUCGCUUGUCUACGACAAGAAUCUGACACACAUCAAAGUCAAUGCGGAGGAACCCAGCCUUAUAACAGCGGACACUGUAAGUGCGUUGCUCACGCCUCGCAAACGCAACUAUCAUCAAAUUACACAGUUGGGCAGCGGCGUUGCUGCCUUCUUUGAUAUACUCAGUCCACCCUAUGAUGCCAAUAUGCCGCAAUAUGGGCCACGCCGCUGCCGCUUCUAUCGACCGAAAACAGACGUGGAUGGCCAAAUGGAGCUACAGCGCAUCCCUUCUCCAACUAGCUACUAUUGUGAUUUGGCCGAAACCCCGGACACUGUUUUGAAGUGCGGCUUUAUAUGCGCCAACGAGGCGCAUGGCAGUCACGUCACUGAUAUGCAGUGAAUACGCGUAACGUAUUCCUUAUUUAUUUCCACUACUCCCCACACAUCCCCUAGGCUCUCAUGCAUAUAUGUAAAGCGUCUGUGUUAUUUCAAUAA
Molecule: messenger RNA, 1034 nt
Organism: Drosophila busckii
Lineage: Eukaryota; Metazoa; Arthropoda; Insecta; Diptera; Drosophilidae
Product: 2-aminoethanethiol dioxygenase
Exons: 1
Coding region: 208-939 (243 amino acids)
Cellular component (GO): mitochondrion
Molecular function (GO): oxidoreductase activity, acting on single donors with incorporation of molecular oxygen, incorporation of two atoms of oxygen
Source: RefSeq, a predicted model, not a curated record